AUGGCCAUGGAGAUUCUUGUGCAGCUUGCUGCCGUGCAGGGCGCCACGAGCCUCAUUGACGUCUCCCGGGUCUACAUUGACGCGUGCGUCUGCGUCGGCGAGACCAGCCUGCUCAUCCCCCAGAGGCUCCUCGACCGAGGCGGCAAGUUUGUCGUUCCCACGACGUGCAGCUCGCUCAGAGACGACCAGCCCAACUCGGCAGAUCGCACUGCAGACAGCAGCGACGGCACAAUCAAUCUGGUCUCCCUGGGGAACCCCGAUCUCACCUUACCGGAACUAGCCCUUGUCGCCAAGCUGUGCGCUGGAAAGGCCAAGGCAGAUGAUACGCAGCUCAUGCUCGUCACCAACCGACACGUAUGCGGCCAGGCUGCUAAGCAUAGUUACGUCGAUGCCGUCGAGGCCUUUAGCGCGCGCAUCGUAACCGAUACGUGCUGGUGCAUGAUCGAGCCCGUUAUCUCUGUCAAGGCCUCGGCAAAACAUACACACUAUGGGCCGGAGAUGACGGGAAGAGGCUACCAUUUCGGGAGUAUCCAGUCGUGGAUCCGUGCUGCCUGA
Messenger RNA from Geosmithia morbida, 555 nucleotides. RefSeq names its product cis-L-3-hydroxyproline dehydratase. The record is from RefSeq and is a predicted model, not a curated record. NCBI's taxonomy places the organism in Eukaryota, Fungi, Ascomycota, Sordariomycetes, Hypocreales, Bionectriaceae. Bases 1 to 555 code for a protein of 184 amino acids. The transcript has 2 exons.